Molecule: messenger RNA, 1113 nt
Organism: Candidula unifasciata
Lineage: Eukaryota; Metazoa; Mollusca; Gastropoda; Stylommatophora; Geomitridae
Source: the annotation of a GenBank genome assembly
AUGGCGAAAACGUCUCUAAAUUCGUAUUUGCAUUCGGUCAAUGAGGCUGUUCAGAAUAAUGAUAGUGAUGAAGCAGCGCGCCUGCUGUCAUUUCGGGACCCACAUGUGGCCAGCCCAAAUCUACAGCUGGAGAAAGCUGAUGCUCAGUGCAGACGUGUGUUGGACUCACCCUUUGAUGAAAUGGCAGCAGCUCACCUCAGAUGCUGUUGGGCUGUUGCAAACCAUGAUUUUGCUGAGGCUUACAACAGUCAAGCUGUUGUUGUCCAAUCAUUCCUGAAAGCUCUUCAGUCUCAGAAGGAAGAAAACUGGGCUCUUCCAGUUAUGUUUGCUGUUGCACUUGACCUUAGAUUGUUUGCUGUUAAUGCAGAUAUUCAGUUGGUAGCCAAGAACAGAGGCAAAGCUGGGGAGAAGUUGGAGAAGGCAGCAGAGUUGCUAAUGGGCUUGUUCAGAGUCUGUGCCUCAGACAACCGAGCUGCCAUAGAAGAUUCUAAAAAGUGGGGAAUGCUGAACCUUGUCAACCAGCUGUUCAAGAUUUACUUUAAGAUUAACAAACUCCACCUUUGUAAGCCGUUGAUUCGAGCCAUUGAGAGCCUUCCAAUCAAAGACAAGUUCAGUUUGUCGCAGUUAGUCACAUACAGAUUCUAUGUUGGGAGGAAAGCUAUGUUUGACAGCGACUAUAAAAGUGCUGAAGAGUACUUGACUUUUGCUUUUGAAAAGUGUCACAGGGAGAGCCAUAAGAACAAGCGGCUUAUCCUCAUCUACUUGGUCCCGGUGAAAAUGUUACUGGGCCACAUGCCAAAGGCUGAACUGUUGAGAAAAUAUGACUUGCGCCAGUUUUCUGAUGUCUCACAAGCUGUCAGCUCUGGAAACCUGCUACAGUUGAAUGCAGCUAUGCAAAAGCAUGAAGCAUUUUUUAUCCGCUGUGGCAUCUACCUCAUUCUGGAGAAGUUGAAAAUCAUUACAUACAGAAACCUCUUCAAGAAAGUGUAUUUGAUCAAUGCAAAGAAUCACCUAAUAGACAUCAGUGCAUUCACUUUGGCGCUCAAAAUGAUGAAGGUCGAAGAUAUUGAUGAUGAUGAAACACAGUGUAUUCUGGCCAACUUAAUUUUUGAG